Molecule: messenger RNA, 703 nt
Organism: Pyrgilauda ruficollis (rufous-necked snowfinch)
Lineage: Eukaryota; Metazoa; Chordata; Aves; Passeriformes; Passeridae
Product: cytochrome c oxidase subunit 7B, mitochondrial
Exons: 3
Coding region: 342-578 (78 amino acids)
Biological process (GO): mitochondrial electron transport, cytochrome c to oxygen
Source: RefSeq, a predicted model, not a curated record
CCCAAACCCGCCGCGGGAAGGCGCGGAACGCCUUGAGUCUGGCGCCUUAGACCACUCGGCCAUCCUGACACUGCGUCUGCAGUCCCGUUCGGGAUACACUUAGCACUGUCGUCACGGUCGUAGUCGCCUCUGUAUUCCGUGACCCUUCACGGAGAGCCCGUCUGUACCCAGGAGGUGCAGGAGAGCAGCCAGGGAACGGCCAGCUCAGCUCGGCCCGGCCGCGGAGCUCUGCCGCAGCGAGGAGGAGCCCGGCGUUACCCACAGGCCCUUGCCGUGCCGCCACUUCCGCCGCGACCAUUUUGUUCUUCACUGGCGUCAAGGGUACGCGCUCGGCUCUCAUCAUGUUCCCGCUGACCAGGGCCGCGCAGAGCCUCGUCGCUCGUGGCAUCCAGCACACUGCAGUCAGACAAGCUCAUCGCAAGCACGAGCUGACCUUCCACGAUAAGUACGGAACCAUGGUCCUCCUUGGUGGAGCUGCCAUGUUCACUGCUGUCUGGGGCUAUGUGCUCACAACGCUGAAAAUUGAGUGGGGCUUUUCACCUGUUGGCAGAGUGGCUCCAAGCGAAUGGAGGGAGUGACAGCCUCUGCUUCUAAUGAACUGGUCUGAACUUUCACUGAGAAAAUGGUCAUGUAGUGGCAUUUGUUCCCUGAUUUCCACUUGGACAGUGGCAUUCCUGAUCUAAUAAACAUAACUAGAAACCUG